This is a messenger RNA of Ixodes scapularis (black-legged tick), 2919 nucleotides long. RefSeq lists its product as uncharacterized. The record is from RefSeq and is a predicted model, not a curated record. Lineage: Eukaryota; Metazoa; Arthropoda; Arachnida; Ixodida; Ixodidae. Bases 160 to 2220 code for a protein of 686 amino acids. The transcript has 3 exons.
CUCAACUAGUCGAGGCUCGCUUGUUGUAUGUGUUGCUCGGGGAUACUGCAAUGGAGCAACGGCAGCGAAAACACGAAAACGGCGUGAAUCAGCGACGAGAUUGAGCUAAAGCACUGUUGUCUGGUUGUGUAAGCGGAUUUCUGACAUCCCACCGCUCCUAUGGCCACAUCAUCAUCAUCCGAGAGUGACACCUGGUGGCACCGAAUAGAAACGGACGUGAAGGAGUUUGCACGCGCCAUUCCCUGCCUGGAUCCCGCCCGCCUGCAGCUGACGGCUCUCAGCUUCGCCCAUGACAAGGCGCACCUUCUGCGGCCCUGCAGCACCAUCAAGGGCUUCAGGGAGUGCUGGCUGCUCGACUGCCUCCCGGAAAUCAACAGCUGUCUCGCCCCUGCCUGCCUCGAAGUCGAGGAAACUCUUUCUGCAAAGACGGUCCUGAAGAGCAGCCGUAGUGAUGACGAGAAGGCUGACAAUGGUCUCCUUGUCUCCUGUUUCUUCGCCUACUUCCUGCUCAAAAAUCAUGCCUGCAUCCAAGUCCUUGACCUCCAUUCGUGCCAACUGCCAGUGUCCGCGCGCCACGCCGUGGAGAUGGCGCUGGCGUACACCCGCUGCCUCGAGGAGGUCGACCUCAAUUUGUGGUAUCAGGAACGGUUGGGCAAGUCUCGACUGUCGGAGAACAUUCCUGAGCUCGCGAUGCUUCGCAAGUUGGCACUGAACACGCUGUCCCAAGGCAGCAACGCCGCUGCCGAGGCCAUCGACAGGAACCGAGGCAUUCGAGAGCUGGAGGUUGGGGGAGAGGGUUUGACCGACAAAGGCCUGCGAAAGAUGCUCAAAGCAAUCGGCAGCUGUCACCGACUUACGUCGCUGGAUCUGAACGAGAUUCGCGUCUCUCCCAAGAGUGCGAGGCGGCUGUCUCUUCUGCUCGAGUCUCCAAGCUCUUUCCUCGCCAAGCUUUCGCUCUACGAUGUCACCAGUGGCGUUGUGGAUGCCAUCCUAGAGUCGUUGCGGACGAAUACGACCCUAGAAAAGCUCAGCCUCUCGUGCGUGAGGCAGCAAGGGACGUCUGCUCUGAACCGUGUGUCUGCGCUAAAGACAAACCGGACGCUCAGGUACCUGCAGGUUCAUGAGUGUCUGGUGGAUGUAAAGGAACUUGCGGACAUGUUGAAGGUUAACUCCGCAGUGGAAGAACUCGGACUGCAGGUCUGUCAGUUGGUCGACGAAGAUGCCGUCGUGCUCGCAGAAGCCAUCGAGGUAAACCGCACUUUGCAGAAGCUCAAUGUACAAGGAAACCGCCUGAGCAGAGACUCGGUGCCUGUGUUUGCAAGGUGCCUGGCUCGUAACAGCUUCCUCCGGGUCGUCGACAUCGGUUACAUUUACUUCACGCCAGACUGCGACGAGACUGUCUCUAGCAUUUUGCAGGAGACGAAGGCCUGCGGGCGACUACUGGUCACCUGGAACAAGGCGGGUCUUCUAGAACUUGCAAGCGUCCUCUCCGACUCUCGCGUCUCAAUGAGCGAGCUCAGCCUCGACUGGCAAGCAGACACGGGGAUGUCUGCGGCCAUCGUGAGCAUUUUUGCGGCUCUCUCCGCAAACACCACGGUCACGGAACUUACCAUCGACAAUGGCUCUGGAGUAGACAAUGCAAUCGGAGAGCAACUAGCUCUCACCUUGAGGUCCAACACAAGCCUCAAGCACGUGUCCAUUAAGAACUACUUCAGAAAGCACGCCGUGAUGAUUGCACUACUCGAAGCACUCGAAGGCAACCGCACAGUUUCGACCUUGUCCUUCAGUUACUCCGUAGAUAGCUCCCGAGUUGCGACGGCUCUUUGCAAGCUGCUGGAGGCAAACAGCACUAUUUAUUCCGUAGAUUUCGACGGAUGGCAUCUCAAGGGGAAAUCGCUACUCGCACUGGCGGCGGCAAUUUUGCGUAACGGCGUUCUGCUAGAGUUCAGACUCGCAAUAUUUUGUGCCCACAAGCAGCUUGUCGAUGUUCGCAACGCCCUGCAUAAGAAUCGUGUUGUCCUGAAGCAGGCUGUGCGAUUCGUUACGCAGCACUCUGAGGACGGGGAAUCGGAACGUGCUUUCAGAACGCUGAAUGGGAAGGAUUCGCUUUUACAGGCGCUUGUCAAGGUUACUGGGAAAACAGAACCUGAGGUGAAAGACAUUCUUAAUGCCACUGCAGCGAGGACACUCUCGAGACAGGGCAGUCCGCAGAGUUUGUGACUCGAAACUUCUCCAAAGUAACGCAAUUCCUGCCAUUUGGAGCAGAGUAAAAAGGUACUUUUGUACCUUUUUGCACUGUUUUAUCUCAUUAUGUUUGAGCAGAGUAAGGUUUUCUGAUUCAUUGAUAUGGCUGAGCUUCAAGUGUCAUUAGAACAAAAAACAAUAGCACACUGUGGUUAGUGAGCGUGUUGUGAAUGCCUGAGCAUCCCUAAACAUCAGGUGAGCACUUUCGUUUUUUAGUUUUGCAACCUUUCAAAAAGACGGGCAGCAAAACAUAUCUUUUUCUGUUAGCUUUGUUGGUUUUGAAGUGUAGUAUUAGCUUUUAUAGGUUCAAAUUGAAGGUGUGUCUGAGCCACACAGAUUGUUAGGAGGUAGACUGAGGUACACUGUGAUCAUGAAUACAGCAUCAGUGCUUCUUCGCUUUUUGCAAGGACUUUUGCCGGGGCAUCUUUUUUGCUUUGCCCAGUACCCCAACUAAGAACUUCCUGCUACACCAAUAGUUUUUGUUGUAGUCUUUAUAUUGUAAGACAAAAACAGGAAAGACCGUCGAUCACUUGUCGGUGCCCAAGUCGCGCUCUGGGGACAUAUAUCUGAAGUGAAACUGCAUCAUUCCUGGCUAAAAGCUGGACACACUAGCAAUGUUUGUAUUCGGGCAAGUCGGAACAUGUUGCAAUGCAAAUAUAAAUGGUGCAAAAAAGA